AUGGCAGGUCGUGGAAAGGGCAUGAAGGGGCUUGGAAAGGGAGGAGCAAAGAGACACAGGAUGAUUCUGCGCGACAACAUCCGCGGAAUCACGAAGCCAGCCAUUCGCAGAUUGGCGAGAAGAGGAGGCGUCAAGAGGAUAAGCGGUUUGAUCUACGAAGAAAGUAGAGGAGUUCUCAGGUUGUUCUUAGAAAAAGUCAUUCGCGACACUGUUGCGUAUACCGAACACGCAAGGAGGAAGACUGUCACUGCCAUGGAUGUUGUGUAUGCUCUUAAAAGACAAGGAAAAACUCUAUACGGUUUCGGAGUUUGA
Molecule: messenger RNA, 312 nt
Organism: Vicia villosa (hairy vetch)
Lineage: Eukaryota; Viridiplantae; Streptophyta; Magnoliopsida; Fabales; Fabaceae
Product: histone H4-like
Exons: 1
Coding region: 1-312 (103 amino acids)
Biological process (GO): nucleosome assembly
Cellular component (GO): nucleosome
Molecular function (GO): structural constituent of chromatin; protein heterodimerization activity; DNA binding
Source: RefSeq, a predicted model, not a curated record